UUCGUCUAUUUUGUUUUAUGGAAUGAACACAUGCAUUUCAUUUAAAACAUAGGUUCAAACUCCACAGGACGGACCAGCAAAAGUGCAUUAAUAAGAGGCCUCUAGCAUUCAUCAGGAGUCCAAUAUGAAACCGUGGCCUUCAAAACGCGUUCCGUUCUUCCCUGCUUGUCUAACCGCACUGACGCCAAAAAGAUGCUACUUGGCCUUUGACGCACCACGUAACUUGCCUUCUUUCUCAUCAUCCUCUUCUGUUUCCCCCAAUCUCAAUUUCAAUCUCAAUCUCGCUACUCUGCUGCAGGGUCACAUUCCACAUUAUCAUCUCCUGCAAAUCCAUGCUCAUAUCUAUCGCCUUGGCGCCCAUCAAGAUAGUUUGAUAGCCACUCGUCUUAUUGGCCACUACUCUUCUCGAUAUGCAAUUCGAGUAUUACUUUAUCAGCUUCAAAACCCCGAUAUCUUCCCCUUUAAUGCUGCUAUCAGAGUCUUGGCGAGAGAGGGUCUACUCUCUGAUUGCUUUUCUCUCUUGAAUACCUUAAAACAAAGGUCUCUUUCGCCUAAUGACUUCACCUUUUCAUUCCUAUUAAAAUCCUGCUCUGGUAACUCCCAGUGUGUCAAACAAAUUCAUACCCAUAUCGUUCAAUUGGGUUUCGUGACUAAUUCUUCUGUUUGUAAUGGGCUCCUCGCUGUUUAUGCUAGAGGUCUCAAAGAUAUGGUGUCUGCCCGCAACUUGUUUGAUGAAAUGCCAGAGAAAAGUACGGUUUGUAGCUGGACUUCUUUGAUUGCAGGUUACGCUCAAUCAGGUCAGACUGAGAGAGUUUUACAGCUUUUCUGUUCAAUGGUAGAUGCAAAAUUGCUUCCAGAAGAUGACACGAUGGUUAAUGUUUUGUCUGCAUGCUCGAAGCUUAAAGUUAUCCAAAUUAAGGAAUGGGUAACAAUUCUCUCAAGAUUGACUGGUAAUGAUGAUUUUAAGAUUAUUAGUGGCGAUUUCGUGAAUACUGUUCUUGUUUAUUUGUGUGGUAAAUGGGGAAGGAUUGAUAAAAGUAGGGAAAUAUUUGAUGAUAUUAGCGCAAACGGAAAAAGAAGUGUGCUUCCCUGGAAUUCUUUGAUAAAUGCAUAUGUACAAAAUGGCUACCCCAUGGAGGCUUUGAGUCUUUUUCGGACGAUGAUGGAGAAUCCCCAUUCUCGACCAAACCAUGUUACAAUGGUUAGCGUGAUCUCAGCUUGUGCUCAAAUUGGUGAUUUAGAGCUUGGAAGCUGGGUUCAUGAGUAUAUGAAAGAUAGAGGAAGUAAAGGUAUUCUAGAAUCUAACACAUUUCUAGCUACCGCAUUGAUUGACAUGUAUUGUAAGUGUGGAAGUUUGGACAGAGCGAAGGAGGUUUUCGACAGGGUAGUUUCUAGAGAUGUAGUCUUGUUCAAUGCGAUGGCAAUGGGUCUUGCAACGAAUGGCGAAGGAGAGGAAGCCCUUAGGCUUUUCUCCAAAAUGGACCAGUUUGGUUUGUGUCCCAAUGCUGGAACGUUUCUUGCUCUUUUAUCUGCAUGCAACCACUCAGGGUUGAUAGAUGAAGGACGACAGAUAUUCCAAGACAUGACAUCCUUCUUUUGCAUUGCUCCUAGUUUGGAACAUUAUGCAUGUUAUAUUGAUCUUCUUGCAAGAGUAGGUCAUGUUGAAGAAGCUUUUGAGGUUGCUUCCUCCAUGCCUUUCGAGCCUAACAAUUUUGUAUGGGGUGCGUUGCUUGGGGGCUGCCUACUUCACUCAAGAGUUGAAUUGGCUGAAAGUAUCUACCGCAGGCUAAAAGAAGUGGACCCAGAAAAUUCUGCAAGCUAUGUGAUGCUAUCCAAUGUAUUUGCAGUUGAUCGUAGAUGGAGUGAUGUCUCCGCACUACGGUGGUUUAUGAGAGAAAGAGGGGUCAAGAAGCAGCCUGGUCAUAGUUGGAUCAGCAUCAACGGAGUUGUCCAUGAAUUCCAAGUGGGUUCUGCAUCGCAUCCUCAUAUUCACGCCAUAUAUGAGACAUUGAAUGGAUUGGUAAAGGAAAUGAAGGUACCAAGUCUUAGGUGGUAGUGAGAGAGCCAUUUAUGUAUUGCUCUGCAGACCAAGUCUGUAAAAUAGUAAUGCACCAAGGAUAAGUUGAAUAAAAAUCAAAAUAUUUAUCUGUCGCUAAACCUAGAAAAUUCCGGACCCUGAUGUUGGACCUAUGGUCCUAUAUGUCUAAUUUUGAUGAUAUUAAAUCAUUUAUAAAUGAUAAUGAA
Molecule: messenger RNA, 2244 nt
Organism: Tripterygium wilfordii
Lineage: Eukaryota; Viridiplantae; Streptophyta; Magnoliopsida; Celastrales; Celastraceae
Product: pentatricopeptide repeat-containing protein At3g12770-like
Exons: 1
Coding region: 125-2056 (643 amino acids)
Biological process (GO): RNA modification
Cellular component (GO): intracellular membrane-bounded organelle
Molecular function (GO): RNA binding; protein binding
Source: RefSeq, a predicted model, not a curated record